Messenger RNA from Cicer arietinum (chickpea), 619 nucleotides. The record is from RefSeq and is a predicted model, not a curated record. Lineage: Eukaryota; Viridiplantae; Streptophyta; Magnoliopsida; Fabales; Fabaceae.
AUGCCACUUUUUGAUCUUUACAGUUUAGUUAAGGUGAGGACCAGAGGAGGAAAAUCUGACGGUGGUGAUUAUUCGCGAGUUCGGCCUCCUAGGCAAUCAAAUAGGAGAGCUGUUGUUGAAAAAAGGAGAAAGAGAAAUGAGGAAAGGCAGGCGCCCCAGGACGAGCAGCCCCAGGAUGAGCAGCCCCAGCACGAUCAUGUGUUUUAUGAUGAAUAUGACCAGCAACAACAACAUUUUGAUGAUGAACAUGGUCAGCAGCACCAGCCUGAUGAACCCAUGUUUCCUGGAGGUCCUUGUGAUCUUUCUGUCCUUACAGAUUAUGAGAAUCAUAUUGCAAUUAAUGUGUGGAAUGGACAGGAAAGACGUGCCUUGAAAGUUGUUUUCAAUGGUAAAAAGCAAGACAAAUUUAUUGAUAUUAGAUAUCAUUUACCUGCUCAAAUAGAUCAUUGGAUUAAUAUAUCUGGAUUACGUCCUCUGAGAAGAUGUAGUUUGCAUAUGAUUGAUGGUAAUAUGAUAUCUGCUUUUGCUGAGAGAUGACACGCAGAGACUAGUUCAUUUCACCUGCCAUUCGGUGAAAUGACUAUUACUCUUGACGACGUCAGGGGUCUUUUGAGCAUCC